AUGCAACAAUUUGUAAAGCGAGCAAAGAGUAGGGAGAAUGGAAGGGAUGGCCAACUUGGUCAAAGAGGUGAAAAUGGUCAUACUGGAAGACACGGUGCUCACGGAUAUGGUCAUGGAGGGAAUGGCUAUCACGGAGAAAGAGGAGGCAAUGGAUUUAACGCAACCAAUGCUUGGCAUGGUGAGAAUGGUGAAGAUGCAAAACACGGCAAAGAUAUUCACAUUCUAUUGGAAGGUGAUGUCAUGUCAACUGUUGUUGUGAGUGGUGACUUUAGUUAUGGAGGAGGUGUUUGUGAGAUGGUUUGUGUAUCAGAGGGAGGAAAUGGUGGAAAGGGAGGCGAUGGUGGAGCUGGUGGUCAAGGUGGAAUAGGAGGUGCUGGUUCACAAGGUAAAAGAGGUGCACCAGGUCAAAAUGGAGAAAGAGGUGGAAAUGGUGGCAAUGGUGGAGAUGGUGGAGAUGGUGGCCAUGGAGGAAAUGGAGGAAAUGGUGGCAGAGGAGGAAAUGGUGGAAAUGGAGGAUCAGUCUAUAUUGACACCACCAAUCCAUAUUUAUUGAAUUAUAUUGAAGGAACGAGUAUUUCAGGAAGAGGAGGAUCUGGUGGUAGAGGUGGAAAUGGAGGAAUUGGUGGCAGUGGUGGAAGUCCUGGAGAGGGUGGACAUGCUGGAAAGGGAGGUGAUCCAGGUGAUCCAAUCACCAUUACUAGAACUCUUCCAGAUAAUAGAGUUCACACAGAAAUUAAGAGAUUUCAUCAUGGACCAGAUGGAUCAAAAGGUUACAGAGGAAAACAAGGAAAAUCUGGAACUAAUGGUCAAUCAGGACAAUCAGGACAACAAGGAACUGAUGGAGUUUGUGGAGCUGUCAUGUACAGAGUUCUUGAUCCAUUCACUAAAAUGGUCAUUGAACAAUCAGCUAAAAAGUACAAACUCAAAGUUAUUGAUUUUUCAUUUGUUCCAUUAAUUGAUGAUGGAAUUUUGGAACCAGGAGAACAAGCCAAGAUUACAAAUUUUGUAAUUAAGAAUGAAGGUGGAUUGACUGCUCCUGCAGGUGCUGAGGUUUCAUUGACUGGUGAUGGAUUUACUGUUUGUAAUAUUCCAAAAUUCAUUCUUCCACAACCAAUCGUGCCAGGUCAAGUAAUUACUAUCACUGAUCAGGAAUUUCUUGUCCGAGUUGAAGAAAGAAUGAAUAAGGAACCAAGAAAUUUUGGAUCUUUUGCUGCCAAUGUCAGAUUGAAUACUCCAACUAAAUAUUAUGAUAAGAAACAUGCUAAGGGAUGUGAGAAGAAUUUCACAGCAAGACUUCCAUUGGCAAUUGAAUAUGCCAACUGUACAAAGGCAAUGGAUAAACUUCAAAGAGGAAUAAUGAAGGUUGGUGUGAAGAAUUUGGCAACAUUACCUUAUGGAUCUAUGAGUCAAUCGAUGGUUUGUCAAGUUGGAUUGAAAAUUGAUUUUGAUCCAAGAAUGGUUGUUUUCCCAGAGUUGAUUCCUAAUGCAACAAUGGUUGAACCAACCAGUCUCUAUAUUGAAAUUCCAAAUUUAAUGGCUCUUUCAUGUUUGGAACAUAAUAUUGAGUUUGCAUUCACUGAUAGAGUUAAUUAUUUCGACACCUUGUACUAUUCCAUUUCUCUUAUUUAUAAGGGAGAACAAAUUGAAAAGCAUCUGAUGGAUGUGAGAAUGGCUCCUUCCUAUAUGCCUUCACCUCAAGGAGAAAAUACAUACGAUGUCAUUUUCUUUACUAAUUCUCAUAUUAAUAAUGUGGAAUUUAUGAAUUAUAUGAGAAUAUUUGAUGGAUUAGCAUUGAGAGUUAAUUUCUGGGAUAUUCAAAUUAAUCAAGGAUUGAGUUUCUUCAAUAAUGAUGGAAGAACCAGACAUCCAAUUACUUGGACCAAUGAUAAUCAAGGAAAGGUAAUUGUUUAUCCAAUGGCAAAUGAUAUGGAAUAUCAACUCAUGUUCUCCCAUGAUAUUGUCAAUAUUGUAAAGCCAAAUCCAGAAAACAAAUUAUUAGAAGGUGGAAUAAUUCUAGUUGGUAAUGUAACCAAUCAACAAUUUAUUGCCCAUUUGAGAACUGCUUCAACAGAAGUCAAAAUUCCAGACGAUUCCAUCUCUGACAGCUAUGUCAUUUCAAAGCCAGUUCGUGAUCAUUUAACUCAAAAAUCCAAUGAAUACAUUAAGAAGGUUGCAGUUACCAAACCAGCUCAGAAUUUAGUACUUGGCAGAACUGUUUUCAAUCCAAAGAAAAUUGGUUCAUUCAAAACGCUUUUAGGAGAAGCUUAUUAUUUGGAAUUUGGUUUGUUGGCCAAUGCCAAUUGUUAUGCCAUCAAUUCCAACUCUGCAAACUUCCUCUCACAACAAAGAUCAGCCACUCUGUCCACACUCUCCGGUGUAGGUCAAAUGACCAUGUCAAUCUUGUUGGCUCUUCCACUUCCAAAAUUGUUGUACAUUUUGAGAAAUCCAACAGAAUGGCUCAAGACAACAAGAUUUUACAAUGAGUACAAAUCUACUGAACAAGGAUAUUACGAAUUGAUUGCCUGUGCCUUGUAUUGUAAGAUUUAUCAUUCCAUUAUUUUGAAUAGCAAAUUGGAAGAGAAUUUGAAUUAUAUUUUACAAGAGUUUGAAAAGCAAACCUCCAAUUAUGAGAAGAAUCCUGAAAAGAUUGCCAUUUGUGAAGCUCUCUUGUUGGCUUUCCAUCAUUUGGGUUCUCAAAUCAAGUGGAAAGUUUCACUUUUUAAGAGCUUACCACAAAAAGAUUCGUUUGACAAGUUUAUGGAAUCAUUUUCACAAGUUUUAUCAAAGAUUAUUGGAGAUCCUAAUCAUGUUAAGAAUUUAAAGAAGAAUCUUCCAACUAUGAUUAAGGAUUUGGGAAGAGAAAAUUAUCUUCACAUUUUGGCAAGUAUUCACAGACUUGUCUAUGAUCAAUAUCAUAAGGCCAUUGAGGAUGAAAUAAGAUUGAAGGAAAAGACAGGUCUAUUCGCAUCAGUUUCGACUGAUUCUCCUGUUAAUUAUUUAGAUUAGUUUUAUAAAUUCCCAUUCCAAUUUUAUAGACGAAAGAAUUUCAUUGCAUUAUUUUACUUUCUCUUAUAAAGAAUCAUAAAGUUCUUUCUCAA
Naegleria gruberi is the source of this 3098-nucleotide messenger RNA. RefSeq lists its product as uncharacterized. The coding region runs from base 1 to 3006 and encodes 1001 amino acids. Lineage: Eukaryota; Heterolobosea; Eutetramitea; Acrasida; Naegleriidae. The record is from RefSeq and is a predicted model, not a curated record. The transcript has 14 exons.